CUUACUGUCUCAGAAAAAUGGAUUACUCUGAAGAAUACUGUGCAAUGGAGAUGGAAUGUGAACCAAGGAAAUCAUUUCAGAGAGGUCUUUCAUGCAGGAGACAAACUGGCAUCCUUGUGCUUCUAGGAACAGUCUGCAUGAUUAUUUUCAUGGUCUUGACUUCUGUCAUCUAUUCCCAUCAAGAACGAAAGUUCUCAAUGCUGGAGAGCUGGAUGAAAAGCCAUACUUCUGAUCUAACCUCAGUCAAAUCUGAUUUUCAGAACACGGGAGGUGACCUAGAAAAGAAGGCUGCUGAGCUGCAGAACUUAGUGUUCAGUCUGAGUACAUAUUUCAACACGUCUGGAUCAAGCCCAGAGACCAGAGAUAUGCAAAUAAAGAAGCUGUCUAAUAUUGAGACCCUGAUGAACUCUCUCGGCUCGUCACUGAGUUCACUCGCAUCCAAACAAGAAGAAAACCUACAAAAGCUGGAGCGCCAGCAGGAUGUGUCACACACUGAAGUCAAGAGUUUGAUGGACAGUUUGAGUUCUGCAGUAUCGACUCUUAGGGAUAAACUAACAGACGACAGUUCAGAGUUUAUUUCAAACACACAACGUUUCUUGGAGGAAAUGUCAAAAUCACUGACGGAUCUGGAGGAUUUAAUGUUGGAAGUGAAAUCAUCAAUUCAGUCUCUUAGUUAUAAACUAUCAUUUGCCAACUUACUUAUACCAGGAUGUACUGAAUCUGGUUGGAUCCCGUUCAGAAACAGCUGUUAUCUGUUCUCGCAUGACUCGAUGGACUGGACCAAAGCAAAAAAUUACUGUGAAGAGAAGGGCGCGCUACUCCUAAAAAUAGAAGAUGGCUCUGAGAGGGAGUGGGAAUUUGUUACCAGUACAGCCAAACCACAAGAAUACUGGAUUGGUCUUACGGACAACAACACAGGCCAGUGGAGAUGGACGGAUGAAACUCCUUACACCAUGAAUAAAGUACAGUGGAGCCCUGGGCAGCCAGAUGACUGGAAAGAUCAUAAACUGGGAGAGGAAGGAGAGGACUGUGCACACAUUACAGUAUACGGGCUGCUAAAUGAUGCCCACUGCUCUAUCAAAAUGAACUACAUAUGUGAAAUGAAAAAACAGGUCUGAGUGUGGUCAAAACGGGAAAUGUUUUUUUUUUUGUUUGUUUUUUUGAGUGAAUUACAUUUUUGUGUGUGGUGGGGGAGAACUGUGUCGAAAUCAUUAUCUUUGGCUGCAAAUUACUAAUCAAAUGAAUGACGUGUUUGGUGUAGUUACGACUAAUACAGCCUUUCUCCAGAGUUUUUAAAAUCAAAUUUAAGACUUUUUCAAAUUAAUACUGCAUGCCAUUCCAGUACAAACCCAUUCAAUCUCAAAAUAAAUCAGGAAUCUAAAAUUAUUUUCCAUAUUCAACUGCAAAACAGGGCAGCUGCAUGUUUAUAUAUAAUCAAAACAGUUCUUUUUCCCUUCAAUAUUUACAUUUAUAUUGGAAUUGGAAUUAAAAUUGUGUUCUCUUAUUAAUACACAUAAAGUACAGGUCCAUUAAUGCUGGAUAUGAUCAUGUGUUUUUGAAGAAAUGCAUUAAAAAAUGAUUGUGAUGAUAUUAAUAAACUACAUUUUGAAUGUGUUAAA
Messenger RNA from Cyprinus carpio (common carp), 1619 nucleotides. RefSeq names its product asialoglycoprotein receptor 1-like. Gene Ontology annotation, molecular function: signaling receptor activity. The transcript has 10 exons. NCBI's taxonomy places the organism in Eukaryota, Metazoa, Chordata, Actinopteri, Cypriniformes, Cyprinidae. Bases 18 to 1118 code for a protein of 366 amino acids. The record is from RefSeq and is a predicted model, not a curated record.